GAUUAUUAAAAAACCUACAUGAGAGAAUAAGACAAAUAAACGGUCUUAAAUUAUAAAGUACUUUACAUGAGAGAAUAAUACAAAUAGUAUUAAAUUGUAAAAUAUUUCACUCGAGAGAAAAAUAUAUAAUACCCUGCACAAAUGUGUGCAUACAUACAUAUUGUUACGAGCGUCGCCCGGUAUACUCCGCGACUGCAAUUCAGCUGUUCCGAAGCCGAUCGAUGUAUUGAUUUUUCCGGAGAGCGUUGUCAGUUGUCACGCUCUUGGCAACGCUUUUCAACAAGCGAGUGGAAUCUCGGUCUCGAGCCUUGUCGGACGUGUUUGUAAUCGCUUGGAAUAAAGCUUGGUUUUAAAGUUCUCAAGUGUCUUUCAUUUCCGCGGUGCGCACGUUACAUUUUUGGGGGCUCGUCCGGGAUCUGUUCGUCGAAUCCUGUGAAGCGCGCGAGUUUAAGAGACAGAAAGUGCGCGGAGUGAAAGAACGAGAGAACAGAGAAUUCGAAGGAUGUCUAUCCCCCAUUCUCCUGUGGUGACCCGAUCUCACGCUUCUGCCGCUGCAAAGGGAGACAGAACGGAUGUUCGAAACUCGGAGCAAGAGACGCCGGGGACCGUAAAGGCGCUCCUGGAGGAAAUGUGGCUGAUGCGCGAAAGCCUGGCUCGGAGGGAGGAGGAGCAAGCCGCGACGCUGCGACGACAUGAGGAAAAGCUGCGCCUUAUACAUAAUUUUACCGAAAAAUACGUGCACAUGAGGGCUGCUUCUCGAGGGGAAGAAGGAGAUUUCAUCAAGAAGACUGCCUCGUCCACGGUUUUUUUACCACAGUUUUUCCGUAGGACAUUGGGCAAAUGCAUUGGGCAGGCAGGGGGCAGGGAGCUCUUAGAGCGUUGGGUCCGUGGAAGUAAAUUCCCCCCUGACCCCGAAAAAAGAAGCGAGAAGCACACAAGAUCGAGCGAGGAGGAAGCUUCAUGGCAGGAGAGGAGCACGGAGACGGAAAAGGGAGCCGGCGCAGAAAAUUCCGCGUCAGGCCAGCUCUGCGAGGAAAAGUGCCCGGAAAAGCCCUUGCUGAGAGGGUCGUCUCAGUUGGACGUGGUCCGGUUGAGGACAAGGAAAUCGUCCUGGAAGCCGAAGGGGCCUUCUUGGAGUAACAAUAAAACUGCUCCCCGGAUUAUCGGGACGACAAUCUUGAAGAGGGGGAGCAGUGUUACGAGCCCGGUAUACUCCGCGACUGCGACUCAGCUGUUCCGAAGCCGAUCGAUGUAUUGAUUUUUCCGGAGAGCGUUGUCAGUUGUCACGCUCUUGGCAACGCCUGUCAACAAGCGAGUGGAAUCUCGGUCUCGAGCUUUGUCGGACGUGUUUGUAAUCGCUUGGAAUAAAGCUUGGUUUUAAAGUUCUCAAGUGUCUUUCAUUUCCACGGCGCGCACGUUACAAUAUGUACGUACAUAUAUAUUUUUUAUAUCUAUAUAUUAAUAAAUAAUA
Monomorium pharaonis (pharaoh ant) is the source of this 1471-nucleotide messenger RNA. RefSeq lists its product as uncharacterized. Bases 503 to 1258 code for a protein of 251 amino acids. The record is from RefSeq and is a predicted model, not a curated record. The transcript is spliced from 2 exons. Lineage: Eukaryota; Metazoa; Arthropoda; Insecta; Hymenoptera; Formicidae.